ACAAGCCGAGCUUCCAGCUCUGAGUCUUUUCUUUAACUGAAGCUCAGCUUGACGAAGGCUCAGCCAUCCAAGCCCAACUUGCCACUUUCUCCAUGCCAAGAAAAGAGACAAAGAAAUUCCACCGACAAGAAACUCCACUGCUCUAGUCUCUACACCAGACAGACGUCUCUUAUAAACGCCAGUUACAGAGACCCAGGAAAAGAAGAGAAUAAUGAGAUAUUACCAUGGAUCCAGGAGGAGGAGGAGAGUGUCCAUACAGUCAUUCCCCGUCGCGGUUGCCGUUUUCACCGGCUUUGGCUUACUCAUGCUUAUACUGAGAUCUGUUGAUCCACCCUCUCACGGCGCCGUUUUUCUUUCGAGUCUCGAGGUAGAAGGAGAUGAUAGAGGUGGAGUGAGAGGAGGUCUAAAUUCAAGCUUUGCCUUACGAAAUGGCACCAUUUCUGAAGUAAAGGAUGUUUAUAAACAGAGAAGUGGAGGUUUAAAAUCGUGCGCUACGGUUGAAGAAAUGGGCGAGAGUUUCAAGGGAGCCGUCUGGAAGGAGAGUCUACGAGUGAGAAGAAUCAUCCAGGAGCACUUCGCUGUGAACGGUGCUUCAAGAAUUCAAAAUCUUCCUCCAGAGCAGUUCUGCAAACAUGGCUUUGUCUUUGGGAAGGCAUCAGAGGCAGGUUUUGGCAAUGAAAUGUACAAGAUCUUAAAUGCUGCGGCAUUAAGUAUAAUGUUGAACCGGUCCCUGAUAAUUGGGCAGACCAGGGGCAAAUAUCCUUUUGGCAAUUAUAUUUCUUAUAGCAAUCAUUCUUUCACAUUGAAGAAAGUCAAACACCUGUGGCGAAAAAAUGGUUGUGUAAAGAACUAUGGAAGGCAUCUGGUAAUGAGGAUUGAUGACUUUGAGAAGCCAGCUAAAACAUAUGUCCUCUGCAGCAAUUGGAGAAAGUGGAAGCAACCAAUCAUAUGGUUUCAAAAUACAACAGAUGCUGUGGCCUGUCAAUUUUUCUUGAAGAACGUAUACCGUGAAAUGAGAGAUGCAGCUUCUGAUUUAUUUGGAAAGCCAGAAGAUUUUCAAUCUCGGCCUAAUGUUUUUGGGGAGUUGAUGAAAGUUCUCGUAUCCCCUUCAGAAGAUGUUGUGGAAGCAGUCAACAGGGUUCUUGGUGGUGGGGCAGAUCCUGAUGUAUCAUUGCACAUGCGGAUGCUUAUGAACAGGUCAGUGAGAGCCACACAGGCAGCAUUGAACUGCAUCAAAAAAGCCUUGCGUAAUCUACGCCAAACAUCAAGGCCUAGGGUGGUUUUAGUAUCAGAUACUCCAUCUUUUAUAAGAAGUAUUCUUCCAAACAUAAAUGGAUUUGCAGAGGUUCUUUAUUUUGAUUAUAAACAUUUCCAAGGAAACAUCUCUCAAAGUGUUAACCUAUCGCACAGUUUAGAUUUUAGAGUGAAGGAUUGGGGCCCUGCACCCAGAUGGGUUGCAUUUGUGGACUUCUUUCUUGCAUCACGUGCAAAACAUACUGUUGUCUCUGGUGCUCAGAGACGUGUUGGGACUACCUAUGCACAAUUAAUUGCAGCAUUGGCGGCAGCAAACCACCUAGGGGAAAACUCUACUGGUUCAAGUUUUUCAUUCUUGAGCAGCUUCCAAAGUAAUUUGUUAACAGGUGGUUUAAAGUUGCAGGUUGGGUGGGGACAUGUUUGGAAUAGAUUUGCUGGUCCUUUGAGUUGUAGGAACCAGCCCAAUCAAUGUGCUUUCACACCCCUUCUCCCUCCAGCUUGGUGGGAUGGUCUUUGGCAAUCCCCUAUUCCACGGGACAUCCGCAGGCUAAUGGCAUUUGGCAUCAAACUAUCUGGUUUUGGCACAGUUGACGAGGCUCAUCUUCGGUCUUUCUGUAAGUCAAAGAAAAGUACAGUGAAAACUGUUUUGAUUAUAUGAGCAUAAUUUUCUAGAGUUGCAGCAUUUCCAUUUGGGAAACAAAUGAAAAGGUUUCAGUUGAAAAUCGCCCAAGACAGCACAAUAGAAACUUAUCUGCAGUCAGUUCAAGACUAUUGAUGUAUUAGAGAGAAUUAAGUGAUGAAUAGAAAGUAAAGCAAAGAAAUUUUCAUUUUAUUUCUGAAAUAUUAAUCAGCAAUUGACUAUCCAUAUUUGAUUAAUAUUCCUGUAACCUAAUGUUGUUUGUAUUUUUUAGGUAAUGAUCAAUAGAAUUCUCAGUUUAGCUU
Hevea brasiliensis (rubber tree) is the source of this 2196-nucleotide messenger RNA. RefSeq lists its product as uncharacterized. NCBI's taxonomy places the organism in Eukaryota, Viridiplantae, Streptophyta, Magnoliopsida, Malpighiales, Euphorbiaceae. The transcript has 7 exons. The record is from RefSeq and is a predicted model, not a curated record. Bases 212 to 1912 code for a protein of 566 amino acids.